Manduca sexta (tobacco hornworm) is the source of this 3946-nucleotide messenger RNA. RefSeq lists its product as uncharacterized. NCBI's taxonomy places the organism in Eukaryota, Metazoa, Arthropoda, Insecta, Lepidoptera, Sphingidae. Gene Ontology annotation, biological process: regulation of mitochondrial mRNA stability. The transcript has 11 exons. The record is from RefSeq and is a predicted model, not a curated record. Bases 160 to 1809 code for a protein of 549 amino acids. Gene Ontology annotation, molecular function: protein binding.
UGAGAGCUGUAUAAUGUGAACUUGACCACUGUGAACUAUGUAAUAUUAUGCAACUCGCAACACUGGCAUCUAUUUGUCAAAUAGAUAAAUACAAUUCGUGCUGUAAAUGUUUUAAAAACUCUUUAUUUUUAUCAAAAACUAAUAUAUUUUACCGAAAAGAUGUUGAAAUUCAGCUGUUCAAGUAUUUGGAGGUUAGGUACCAGAGCGCACGUAAGAAAGUAUACCACUCCUGGGACGCAGAUGUAUAAAACCAAUAAAGGAGAAACUAAAAACUUUGCAGAUAAUAACUCUAAAGCAGAAAGCACCGAAAAUUCAGGUUUAGUACGAGCAGCAUUUGCAUCAUUAAAUACAAUAGACACGGAGGAGCGACCGAAAAAGCCAAGCCCCAAAUCAGUCAAGCAAAGCCGCCAGAUGAUAAUAGAGGGUCAGAUUGCGAAUGCGUCAGAUGUGAACAGUCUGCUGGUUAUAGCUGAGAAUCCUGUAGUGUCACGGAGGCACGCUUUAAAGAUGGUCUCAAUGCUAUCAGAAUGGUCUAGCGUCAACAAAGUGAAGUUAACAGACUUUGAGAAGGACCCUCGGUUCCUCAAGUUGUGUCGGAUCUUGGCGAGGACCUCGACGGCGCAGGCUGUCAGCUCCCUCACCAUGGCCGAAGACCUGAGCACGGUGUUAGGCAUCACUGGGGAUGAUGAGGCUGCUCGGUUGAUCGCCAAUCUGACUUUACCUCAGAUGGUUAAGGUAAUGAAAGCUCUGCAGCAGAAGGGUCGCCGCAGCACGCCGCUGCUGCACGCGCUAUCACACAACAUUAACAAACAGGUGGAAGUCAUUGACCUCAAGAAAUCAGCUGAUAUACUGUUCUCUAUGGCUUCAUUGAACUUUCCAGAUCCAGUGCUGUUGGAUAGGAUAUGCAAUGACGUCAUGACCUGUCUGCCAUCGAACAAAGAGCGUCCAGCAGUGGUGACCUCCGUGAUGGUCUCACUCGGGCUGAUGAAGUACCGGCACGAGGCCGCGCUGGGGGCCAUCACGGAUUGGUUACAGAGCAACCUGACUAUAUGCAGACCGAGUGAUAUCGCCUCCGCCGUGGUAACUCUGGCAACCGUGGACUAUGUGCCGCCUCAGAGUGACGCUCUGUUUGAGGCAGCCCUGGCGCUCAAAGAGGAAGAGAUGGUGAAGCCUUCAAUGUGGCUAGACCUGGUGUUCUCUCUUCUAACUCUGGACAAGGCCGAGCAGCAUCACCUGGUUUCCACGCUGCGCCCGGAGUUCAUUGAGAAGUUGUUGUCAGCUGGAGAGAUCCCGAUCCCGUCCCGCCGCAAGCUCAUGUCGAUCGACGCGUGCCUGCAGCUGCGCGCGGCGGGCGGGGCGGGGGCGGAGGCGCGGCUGGCGCCCGACGUGGCGGUGGGCGUGCCGCUGCUCCACACCAAGGAGAAGGCGUUGUACGUGCACGCGAUCAUGGACACCUUCAAAAGCUUGGUCUCUGCCGAGGCGUUUUUGAAGAAGAAUUGCGAUUCCGGCAUGGGGUUUUUGUAUGACGCCGAGUUCGCCGUUGACGCCAAAUGCCAUCCGGUGCCAUUAGAGAAAGCUGCUAAUGAUGACAGAAUAUUCCGGAUAGCAGUGCUGGGGUUGGACUACCACGACAUGACGCGGAAGACCGCGGUACCGCUCGGCAUCAACCAGUUCUACACCAGGCUAUUGCAGCUUAAGGGCUACAAAGUACUACAGAUUCCGUACACAGAAUUCAACCCUAAAGACAAGCUAGUGACGCGCGUGCAGUACAUCGAGAAGAAACUCAAAGAUCUCGUCAACAGCGCGUAGUCAUCCGUUUUGUACAUAAUGUGUAUAGUUGUAUAAAUUACGUAUUCCUUCUUACGUAGAUAAUCAGGGGUAUUUAAUGUGCAGAAUUAUCGAUACUUUUGUAUUUUAUCGAUAAAAUUGACGACAAUUUGUAAUGCUAAUGGAUGAUAUGUUAAUAUGGUGUAUAAAAUCAUUCUAUGUAUUUUAUAAAUGCAAAUUUAUCGAUAAUUUUGUAUAUUAUUCUAUAGAUAAAGUGUUAUACCGUGUAACAUGUUAGGCUUUCUGUGGUGUAUUUAUGUUGAACGAAAUUGUCGAUAAUUUCAAACUCGAAAUGGAUCCUUAUGCUUACUGUCCACGGAGGCGUAGCUUCAUAAACGCUUUAAAAUAUGCCGUGCAGCUUCUACAGACCAGCCUAUUGAAGUGUGUCCACGAAGCGUAUCAUGCGUACGUUUAAAUCAUUUGUGACAAUGCCUUUGAAUGACGAUGGUGUUAUUUUGGCGUAUCUAUAUGUAGAACGAAACAUAAACUGUAGAUUGUUUUAUAGAAAGAGUAAGACUACAGAAUUUAUUGCAAAGUAUAUCACCACUAUUACAAAAACGAAACAUCAAUAUGAGAGAAUGUGUUAGCCCAUAUGGAAGGAUUUAAAAAAUAAAUAAAAAAUGCACACGUGGGCUCACUUGAUGUAUGCGAUGAGGCACUCGGCAUGCGUCAUGAAGUUUGAUCUUCGCGACGCGGGCGUCUGUAUCGCGUUAUCGACAAUUUCAUAGUUUUUUUAUGUAAGCUGCAAGUAGACGUACAUUAAUCGUAUAAUGACGAACAUGCGUCCGUGGUCAGUAGGCCUGAUACAACUAGGAGACUCGUAGUUCCUGGUAGUAGGAUAUAUUUUGUAUCCGCCCGGAUAGCGACCACCGUACACAAGGUGUUAAAACCUGCCAUAAUGACCCACGUAAGUUUUUUGUGUUCCGGGAUCAGCCUGUGUAUAUCUGGUUCCAUAGGUCGGCAUAAUUAUGUCGAUGCCGAGGGAUAAUCAUCUCUCGUCAGUCGAUAUUCUAUUGGACCCCAUUCCACUUACCAUCAGGUGCAGUUGAAUGAACCAGCCGAGACUGUACAAAAAAAAAAAAUUAUGGUAAGUGACGCCUGUCCGAAAAAAUAGCAACGUCAUCCAUUUUUAAAUACACGGUGCUAUGUUAUUGUACUGUGUUCGGGGCAAGAUAGAUAAAAUUAUCAAAAUGCUAAGUAAAAUCACUUGCUAUCAAUAUUUAUAAUGUAUUUAUGUAGUUCCAUUAGUAUUUUGUUUCGAUUCACGAGUAUGUUCGAAUGAUUGUCGAUGAUUUUAUAUGUACAAAUUGUUAUUUUUACAUUGAAAUGGUUUACUCAGUUGGUCAGAAAUAUUAUAAUUUAUUUCUUGCAAUCAUGUCGGUCGGAGUGGUGUCGCAUGUUCACAUAUUUUUGCAUACUUACUUAUUGCGAGAUGGAGAGUGACAAACAUGAUAUAUUAAAUAAUAAAAUCUUUUUAUCAGAAAUCAGACUACCACGUCCAUGUCAUAAUAUCAAUUCCCAAACCCUAUUUCGCAAACCCAUGUCGGCUGAAGCUGAUCGGAGCAAAAUUUGCAUUUUAAGCAGUAGGGUAAUUUCCUGUGCUUGAGUUAGUUUAUUAUUUUAUAAUUGUAACAAAAUAAUAUGAAAAAUAAAUUCUUCUCUGAAAUCAGAAUCAUAAUUGGUUGAAAAAUAAAGCAGUUGUUCAUAUUUGAAAUAUUGUUGUGAGCAAAAGUGGACGCGUGGUAGGGAUAUCGCGCUGUCCUUCUCUCACUCACGCAGCGUUAUGGCUGGUGGUACUAGGUGACGUCACAUUUCACUACCAUGUCAUUUGACAGCUUCCCUUUCCACCAAAUUUCAAAGCUUUAUAACUUUUUUAUUAUUGCGUGGAUUUUGAUUUUUUUUCAGAUUAAUUUUGAAUGAAAAAAGUCCUCAACUAUCCUAUACUAUUGGUCAAAUUUGCACAGCUCUGCUCCUCUCUUAUCUUCUCCGCGUGGACAUGCACCCGUAUAAAAUACCGCUAGGAUGUAUGUGAUAACUUUGUUUUUGUUAAAUUGUUAGCAUAACUGCGCGAGUGUGAGAGCGUGUAAAGUUAAUUUAAUUUAAAUAAAUAAUUAUACAA